GACAGCGAUAAUCAAGUUGGGCAGAGAUUUGUAGCAGAGAUGUCAGGCACUAGAACACAGGUUGCAGACUCAUCGACGUCACCACCUUUAAUUGAUAACCGUCGAAUCGAUUACUCUGCACUGAAAUUCACUUAUGUCGACGGAUCUGAUGACGAAAGUGCGAUUACAUCGGAAUUGCCAUCGUGUGUUUAUGCUGCUGCAAGAAGCCGUCUUCAGCUUCCUUUAGCUGCUUAUGUUCAUCAGCAUUCUCGACAAAUUCAUACAGAUGGUCUUCUGGACACAUCAAUGGAGCCAGAAUAUCAGUGUGGAGGGUCUCCAUACCGCGUACAACGGGCGGCGGCGAACGUCCGCGAACGACGGCGAAUGCUGAGCAGUAUAAACUCGGCGUUCGACGAGUUGCGGGUCCAUGUUCCAACAUUUCCGUACGAGAAAAGGCUGAGUAAGAUUGACACCCUACGGCUUGCGAUCGCAUACAUCGCACUACUUAGAGAGGUCCUGGAUGCAGAUUACGAUCCCUUGACUUAUGUAGAGAAAUGUCUUCGAGGUGAAAUCAAGGCCGAUCGUGCACAUUGGAAUACUAGUGAUUUGACCGCAAGAUUAUCGUGGAUUAAUUGGGAGAACUUGGGAGUUAAUCCGCAAAGAAGGAGUGUCUUGACAUCGCUGGCCCUUAGUUCUGAAAAUAUGCAGUAUCCUCAUAACUGAUGCAUUUUAAUGGGAUUAUGUUAACUAUUCAUGUACUGUUGCAGACACUUUGUAGUUAAUGUCUUUUUACUUUAUGUUAUGAAUUAGAAGAAUAGUUAUCAGGUCUGAUUCUAUUAUGUUAACGUUAUUAUUCGUAGUUUAAAAAAAAAAUCUAGUGCCAAGAGUACUCUAUAACUUGCAAUUGCGAUAGUGAUCCUGACUAUUCAGUAUCGAAAUUAGAGAGUACCGGUGCAGGCCACGCAACAAUAUGAACUUAAUUUUUGUAUAUAAGUACGAUGUAUCAUUUUGUAUGGAAAAAUCUUCUAAAUGUGUUUGGGCCAUUAAAUAAGUUUUCCAUCCAAAAGUUAUGGGCGUUCUACUAUUUUAAAGCUGUUAAGACAGUUUCUUGUUUUAGUUUAUAACCAAUACAUCUCUAUCUACGAAAAUUAUAUUUGAAUUUAUUACGCAGUUAUUCCAAAACAUGUAUACACACUGACGGACUCAUAAACUGCAUCAAAGUAAAAAAGUGAUGAGUAAAAAAGCUAACCCAACAAUUCUGCUGGUAACAAUAAUUCAAUUGUCAUAAGAAUAAAAAAUCAAUAAGAAUCAAUUUAAAAAAACACACAACU
Molecule: messenger RNA, 1310 nt
Organism: Pieris rapae (cabbage white)
Lineage: Eukaryota; Metazoa; Arthropoda; Insecta; Lepidoptera; Pieridae
Gene: Fer2
Product: T-cell acute lymphocytic leukemia protein 1 homolog
Exons: 6
Coding region: 40-702 (220 amino acids)
Biological process (GO): regulation of transcription by RNA polymerase II; developmental process
Molecular function (GO): DNA-binding transcription factor activity, RNA polymerase II-specific; RNA polymerase II transcription regulatory region sequence-specific DNA binding; protein dimerization activity
Source: RefSeq, a predicted model, not a curated record